AUGAAAGAUGCGGACUUGGAAGACACGUUAAUGCGCUUGACUAUUCUAGGCUUGAUAGUGGACCCUAGUGAUAUCCAAGCAUUUGAGAACUCACACGUCAACCCACCAGCAGGUGGGUCGGCUUCAACUGCUUCAAAAAUGUCUGGCAUUCCUCCACCUCGAGUCUCCAGCCUUCACAUUCAAGUCCGUGAUCCUCGAAGUAAUCAAACCAUCUCUUACGCUCGGAGUCGGGUUGUUGGGAUAUCGGCCGAACAGCCUGGGGAUCCCGUCACCUCACCUUCCAUCGCUCCCCCGACAUCGUCGAACGUCGAAACCGACAUGGAAGCUACCUCGACUUUUAUUCCAGCUCAUGCGUUCUCUCAGUUUCCAAGGGACUACAUCAUUGAUGCGGGCCAGGAGAAUUACAUUACUCAGCACUGGUUCAAGAAGUUCUGGGAUCGAAGCUGGGACCUAUUUCUUUUACCCGUUCCUGACGAAGAAGAUAAGGCCAGUGGUAUUCUCUUAAUUCCAGAGCCGCAGACACAGGCUAUGCUCACCGAAAUCAACACGGCCAUCUCGGAAAGAUUGUCACUCGGUGGAAUGAUCCAGGAUGGAUUGGCCCUUCGCUUUGACCUUGUCAGGGGGCCAAAACCCAUCUAUUUAGGAAAAUCCAACAGCUACGAAGAGAAGGAGACCAUCAAGGCAAAUAUAUCAUCGUUCAAGGAUUAUGCAAGAUGGGAAAAGUACACAGAAAACCUGACUGAUGCAGCUCGAGCUGCAUUCGAAGUACACCUAAAGAAUACAAUUUUACCGGCGGAAAAGAAUGGCGCUUCUGAAUCUUCUGAGUUCAAGAAAAUCAGAAGGGCAGAGAAAAGAGCGGAGGUCCGAAUGGAAAGACAACUUCAAUUAACACGAACUCUGGAGCUACUGCAAACGUGGCUUGGAUUGCGACGCCGUUGUGUUACAGCCCUAAACCAAGAACAAGACCUUCUGCAGCCUCCUAUCAACGUACUCAUGGCUGCUCCAUACCCAUUCGAGGAUGAUAUUCUGUUUAUUGGUAUUGACUGUGAAUGGAUGGAGCGUUCUUCAGAGAAUCUUACCGAAGUUGGCCUUUCAAUCCUGGAUACCCGUGACCUAGCCAACCUACCACCUAGCGAUUACGGCGCCAACUGGAAGAAAAGAAUAAAAUCACAUCACCUUCGCGUCUCAGAAUAUGAGUACCACGUCAAUAAUGAGUUUUGUCAUGGAUGUCCAGACAAAUUCGAGUGGGGUGAAAGUGCAAUCAUCGAUAAGGAUGACAUGGGGAAGGCGAUUGACGCGUGCUUGGGGAGGGGCCGGAGUAUGAUAUUCGUUGGACUUGACAUGAAGCGAGAUAUGGAACUCAUUGGGCUUACAGGAAGCACGGUAUUUGGUCGGUUGAAGUAUGCAGAUCAGGCUGGGGCAUAUUGCCGCCUCGAUGUCGCGGACUUGUUUCAAGUCCUGCGUGGCAGACCCGAAAGAUUGGGGAUGGUGAAGCUAUUGCAUGAGAUGAACGAGGAUCAUACGGAACACUUACAUAAUGCAGGCAAUGACGCUCGGUACACGAUGCAUCUCUUAAUUCGGAUUGCGUUGGAGUCGGCCGGGGAGAAAUCGGAGAGCAUGGAGUAA
Molecule: messenger RNA, 1626 nt
Organism: Penicillium angulare
Lineage: Eukaryota; Fungi; Ascomycota; Eurotiomycetes; Eurotiales; Aspergillaceae
Exons: 2
Coding region: 1-1626 (541 amino acids)
Cellular component (GO): nucleus
Source: RefSeq, a predicted model, not a curated record